AUGGACAAUACUAAGAUUUCGUUCUAUUUUCAGUUGAUUUUCAUUUUGAUUCUUUUUUUAUUUUUUUUCAUUCUGUUUUUAUUCAUUUUUCCAUUUUCUUUUCCAGACAAUUUUUUUCAUUCUCUCAUCCCGCUUUUUCUUUGCUAUUUUCAUUCAAUUUCGUUUCCAGACAUUUUCUUUCAUUCUCUCAUCUCACACUUUCUUCGCUAUUUUCAUUCAAUUUCGUUUCCAGACAUUUUCUUUCAUUCUUCAUUCUCUCUCAUCUCACUCUUUCUUCGCUAUUUUCAUUCAAUUUCGUUUCCAGACAUUUUCUUUCAUUCUCUCAUCUCACUCUUUCUUCGCUAUUUUCAUUCAAUUUCGUUUCCAGACAUUUUCAUUUUCAUCUCUCUCUUUCUCACUAUUUUCAUUCAAUAUUUUCAGACAUUUUCUUUCAUUCUCUCAGACAUUUUCUAUUUUCAUUCAAUUUCUUUUCCAGACAUUUUCUUUCAUUCUCUUCUUCGCUAUUUUCAUUCAAUUUUCUUUUCCAGACAUUUUCUUUCAUUCUUUCUUCAUUUUCAUUCAUUUCGUUUCCAGACAUUUUCUUUCUUCGCUAUUUUCAUUCUAUUUUCAUUCAAUUUUUCCAGACAUUUUUUUCAUUUUCAUUCUAUUUUCAUUCAAUUUCUUUUCCAGACAUUUUCUUUCAUUCUCUCAUCUCACUCUUUCUUCGCUAUUUUCAUUCAAUUUCUUUUCCAGACAUUUUCUUUCUUUCCCUCUCUACGCCAUUUUCUAUUCUCUCAUUACGCUAUUUUCCUUUAUUUUUCACAUACUAUUUUUUUUCAUUCUACGCCAUUUUCUAUUCUCUCAUUACGCUACACCACUAUUUUUUCAUUUUUUAUUUUCUUUUUUUUUCCACUUUUAUUCUUGCUGUACGCUAUUUUCUUUGAUUUUUUUUUCACUCGCCAUUUGCAUUCAUUAUCUCAACCACCAUUUUGUUUUACUCCCUUAUUUUAA
This is a messenger RNA of Acanthosepion pharaonis, 990 nucleotides long. NCBI's taxonomy places the organism in Eukaryota, Metazoa, Mollusca, Cephalopoda, Sepiida, Sepiidae. The record is from the annotation of a GenBank genome assembly.